UUAGAAGGAAGCUUUCGGAGAUGUUAUCAAAACGCUCUCUGCUGCAAUGAACUCCAUCCAGAAUUUCACGCACCUAGCCAAAGGCCAACGCAACUCACACACAUCUUCAUCCACGCCUGCAGCUUCUGUAGCAUCUUCAUCGUCGCUAUCAUCUGGCGCUUCCUCAUCCUCCGACCCUUUUUCUGCAUAUCAAAUGCCAGUUCCCACGAGAUGUCCAUCAUCUGUUGUUGAAAGUCCAAGCUUCUCUUCUUCCGUUGUCGGGUAUGCUUCAAACCACCGAAAUGCAACACCUUCACCUUCACCUAGUUUCGCCGACACUACCGUUUCACAAUCAAACUACCAGAAUACCGGUAAUUCAUAUAGCGCAUCAGACUACUGGAACGAGAGUUCUUCGCGUUCUAUGGGUUACUUUGACUCUGAUAAACCACACGUACGCCUCAGCCACCAUUCCGAGCUCACACCGCAUCAGGGUAGGUCGACCAGCAACUUGGCAAUUGAGGACGCCGCACAAGCUCUUUCGAAUUCAUCGUCCGAUGUCCUUUCGAGUCAAACACCGUUUCGGCGUUCCUCGUCAGGAUACACGACGCCGAUGGGAGGUGAUAACUUCAGUGGGUAUGCUGAUAAUAUGCCUGCUGGACAGUCGUCGCAUCUGCGUUCGACUGUGUAUGAGAGCCGUUAUGGGAUGGCAAUCAGAAACUCAUCAGGAGGACACUACACACAGACGUCUGGAUGAAUCCUUGAAGUCCGAAAUGUACGUUCUGGAGAGAUUCUCCUUCUGUUCCUAAA
This is a messenger RNA of Lentinula edodes (shiitake mushroom), 786 nucleotides long. RefSeq lists its product as uncharacterized. Bases 47 to 733 code for a protein of 228 amino acids. Lineage: Eukaryota; Fungi; Basidiomycota; Agaricomycetes; Agaricales; Omphalotaceae. The transcript has a single exon. The record is from RefSeq and is a predicted model, not a curated record.